Aspergillus ibericus CBS 121593 is the source of this 1374-nucleotide messenger RNA. RefSeq lists its product as uncharacterized. The coding region runs from base 1 to 1374 and encodes 457 amino acids. The record is from RefSeq and is a predicted model, not a curated record. NCBI's taxonomy places the organism in Eukaryota, Fungi, Ascomycota, Eurotiomycetes, Eurotiales, Aspergillaceae. The transcript has a single exon.
AUGCAGACAGCCUGUUCCAGAAGCCAUGUGGGGGUUAUCGAUACGCUUCUCGACCGACGGCCAGAGCAAUUUGAAGUUAGCCUAGAAGUCUCCAUGGCAGCCGCACGGAAUGGCAAAAGCGGCGAGCAGGUAAUGCGUCGGCUGUUCACAAGAUGCGGACGGCAGGUUCCAGUCACUACCGAAGUGCUGGUGGCAGCCGCAGGAAAUUGGGACGGGGGAGAACAACUUAUAGAACUCCUCUGCAACAAAACUGAGAAGAUCACAAUCAACUCGGAAGUAUUGAUGGCAGCAGCAGCGAAUAGGAAGACGGGCGAGCGGGUGCUGCUCUGCCUGAAAAAGAGAUUUAGGCCACUGGACUUAUCUGAGCUGAAGAACUUGAUCACCCCAGAAGUGGUGGUCGCUGCCGCACGGAACUGGGAUAGGGGGAAGGUAAUGGGACUUCUCCUGAACUGGAAUCAGGACAUCAUAGUCACUCGUGCUAUCCUGGUAGCCGCAGCCGAGAACUGGGGAAGUGGUGCCCAGCUGAUGAAGGUUCUUCUUGGCCAUCCAAAGCAACAGCAUAUCUCAAUCCCCCGAGAGGUGGUGAUAGCGGCAGCCGGAAAUAAGGGGUGUGGGAAGAGCGUUAUGGAGCUUCUCCUCGAGCACGACAAAGCACUUAAAAUCACCCCUGAGGUUGUCGUGACCGCUGCGGGAAAUUGGGGGAAUGGUGAACAAGUCAUAGAGCUGCUUCUGGGCCGGAUCAGUUCGGGAGUUCUGACUCCACGAGUGGUGGUAGCAGCAGCCGGGAACUGGGCGAGUGGGGAAGAGGUCUUGAGACUACUACUGGCCAAGUAUGCUCACAGCGUCCCUAUUACGAAUGAGGUGAUAGCGGCCGCGGCUGGAAACUGGGGAAGCGGCAAGCAAGUGAUGGAGCUUUUGAUCCAGACCUGCGGUCAGCAAAUCCGUAUACCUCCUGAAGCUGUGGUGGCAGCAGCCGGGAGCUGGGAUAAUGGUGAGCAGGUAUUGAUGCUUCUCUUACAGGAAUGUGCAUCAAUCAUCCCAAUUACUUGCGGAGCCCUGAUAGCUGCAGCACGAAAUUGGAAGAGUGGGGAGCAGGUGAUGAAACUCCUUCUCAACCAAGUGCCAGGGGACCUUCCAACGACCCCUGAGGUCCUAGUGGCCGCGGCAGCAGGAAAUUGGGGCAGUGGUGUGCGAGUAAUAGAAUUUCUUCUUGCCCAGCUGGGACCGAAUAUCACGAUUACGCGGAGGGCAGUCACAGCAGCCGUCAGGAACAAGGGAAGUGGCAAAGAAGUGCUGAAGCUUUUCCUCGAUCGACACGAGCAAGGGCUGCAAAUCAGCGCUGAUCUGGUCACAGACAUUGAGCAGCACCUGUGA